AUGGCGGCGCGCGCUGAAGACGUAGUGCCGCUGGCUGACAGUGACAAUGUACAGUUGAACCGUGUUAUUGCCACACUGUUGUGCUUGCAUUUGAAGCGACAUGCUCAGCACAGACGACUGCGACUUGCCAUACGUGAGCGGACAAGGGCUGUUCGAAGUAUUGAACUACGCUUGCAUGCCAAUGCCAUCGCAAUGACUGCUGUGUUGCUAGGUGGAGUUCAACGUGAACGAUGGGCCUUUCAGCGCAACGAGCGAUGGUUUGAAGAUACUCUCCCCCAUUUGGGCGAGUUCCACUUCAAACAGGCACUUCGAGUGUGCCCUGUUACGUUCCGUUACUUAGUGGAGUCAUGCAGGCACGUUCUAGAGCAUCAGACGACCAACAUGAGGUCUACUGUGAACGUAGUCUACAGACAGUUUGCGAAGGCUGUCAUCCAGGAGCUCGAAGACGAGUGGCUGCGAAUGGUUAGUCCUGGCGAGAUGGGGGAACACAUGCGAGAGUUCUACGCAGUGAGUGGCUUCCCACAGGGAGUCGGCGCCUUGGACGGCUGUCACUUUGCUGUCUCGCCACCAAAGAACAACGCUGUCGACUACUAUAACUAUAAAGGGUGGUACAGUGUGAUACUCCUGGCCUUAGUGGAUCAUCGGUACCGGUUCCGCUAUAUAAAUGUUGGAAGCCCCGGAAGGUGCCACGAUGCCCACGUGUAUGGACGUUCAAAGCUGUGUGAGUUGGUGAACAGUGCACAUUUCCAGACACCAGUGUCAGUGAUCGAGGAUGUCCCUGUAUCGCCAAUCAUUCUGUGCGAUCAAGCAUUCCCUCUCUCCCCGAGCCUAAUGAAGCCAUACGCAAACGCUGUGAGUGAAACUCCAGAGGCACUUUUCAACUAUAACUUGUCGAAAACAAGACGAAUAGUCGAAAACGCUUUUGGAAGGCUGAAGGCUCGCUUCAGGUUUAUCAUGAAGAGACUAGAAUGCACCUUGCCCAAUGCGAAACAAGCGGUGAGGACGUCGUGCAUACUUCACAACAUCUGCGAAGCAUUCAACGAUAAUGUGGAGCACCAGUGGGAACGAGAUGCACAUGAAUAUGAUGCUCUCUACGAACAACCACGUCACAGCACAGAUAUGUGUCAUCAUGGAGGACAGGAAGUGAGACGUGCCCUCACACAGUAUUUCUGGAAGCGGCGUCAGCAGACUUCGUGA
Messenger RNA from Ornithodoros turicata, 1197 nucleotides. RefSeq lists its product as uncharacterized. Bases 1 to 1197 code for a protein of 398 amino acids. The transcript has 3 exons. The record is from RefSeq and is a predicted model, not a curated record. NCBI's taxonomy places the organism in Eukaryota, Metazoa, Arthropoda, Arachnida, Ixodida, Argasidae.